This is a messenger RNA of Coregonus clupeaformis (lake whitefish), 2626 nucleotides long. RefSeq names its product neurexophilin-1. The record is from RefSeq and is a predicted model, not a curated record. Gene Ontology annotation, molecular function: signaling receptor binding. Bases 487 to 1296 code for a protein of 269 amino acids. Lineage: Eukaryota; Metazoa; Chordata; Actinopteri; Salmoniformes; Salmonidae. The transcript is spliced from 2 exons.
UGUUCUGUGUGGAGAGAGCGACGGAGUUUCUCUCAGCCCAGAUGUGUAAUAGGCGCGCGGUUUCCAGAGGCGCGGUUAUAAAGCGUCCGUUAUUUAUCUGACUACUUUCAACUGUUCUCCUUUUCAGUAAGGAACUGCUCGUCGAGCCUCACGCGCACGGCAGGCAGCAAGACAAUCAAAUCAAGGAGUGAUCCCUUAUGAUUGCUCUGAAUCGAAUGUUCAUCUUUCAGUGAGCUAUGAGAUUGCUUCAACCCUGCUCUCAGGAUUAAUUCCUAUGUAAUCGUUCUUUGUUUCCCCCUCUGAUCCAAUAUCUGUCUCCAAGUGUAGGCUAAGCUUGUUCUGUGGUCAUGGGGUGUAUCAUUUCAUUUUUGCCUAGGCUGUUGAGGGUCUUGACCGUUGUGUAAAAGCGGAUACCGCGUGGAUAUAUGGUCUUCACAGACAAAGAGCCAACGAAGGGAAACUAGUGGAAGUUUGAGACCAGGAAGAAUGCAGGCGAAGUGUUGGUGUGUUGUGUUACUCCUGACGCCAGCGGUUUACCUGGUGACAAGUGUUCAUGCUUCCAAGGCGGACCUCCUAAAGUCGGGAAGCCCCAAGUCGACGUUAAAACACAUAUGGACAGAAAGCGGCAAGGACCUGUCAAUCAGCAGGUUGCUGUCACAGACUCUCCAUGGCAAAGAGAACACCACGGCCCUGGACCUGCGCUACGACACCCCGGAGCCCUACUCCGAGCAGGACCUCUGGGACUGGCUGAGGAACUCCACCGACCUCCAGGAUUCUAGACCGAGAGCCAAGCGGCGGCCUAUGGUCAAGACGGGCAAGUUCAAGAAGAUGUUCGGCUGGGGAGACUUCCACUCCAACAUUAAGACGGUCAAGCUUAACCUCCUCAUCACAGGGAAGAUCGUGGACCACGGCAACGGAACCUUCAGCGUUUACUUCAGACACAACUCCACAGGCCAGGGCAACGUGUCUGUGAGUCUCGUCCCGCCAACCAAGAUCGUGGAGUUCGACGUGGCGGCCCAGCAGUCCGUGAUUGACGCCAAGGACUCCAAGUCCUUCAACUGCCGCAUAGAGUACGAGAAGGUGGAGAAGGGCGCCAGGAACACGCUGUGUAACUUCGACCCGUCCAAGACGUGUUACCAGGAGCAGACUCAGAGCCACGUCUCCUGGCUCUGCUCCAAGCCUUUUAAAGUCAUCUGCAUCUACAUCUCCUUCUACAGCACUGACUACAAGCUGGUGCAGAAAGUCUGUCCGGACUACAACUACCACAGUGACACUCCCUACUUCCCUUCUGGCUGAACACGCCUACAACAACAACCCCAAUGUGAAGGACCAGAGAGUUACAGAGUGGGCCUUCUUCUUCUUUUUCCCCACCCAGAGAAAUAUAUGUUAGCUGUACUGUUCUGAAAAUAAAAGAAUGUGUAAAAUGAAUUGAUUAUCUAUUUAUAAAAUUAAGACAAUACAGAAAGUAAAGAUUUAUGGGGCAGUGAUACAUUAUACUAUGACUAAACAAAUAAUAUCGAUUAUAAUUCAUUUGUUUUAUAGGUUUCAUACCUUUUUUCCAUCAGUGAUUUCAUAGAUGCAUCAUGUGUACAUAUUUGGGGUUGAUAGUUCCAUUUGUAACUAAGUAAAAUCAGCAUUUCAUGUAAGUCUUAUUAGUUUGUAACAACUUGUUAAUGUUAUCGAUAUGUUAUGUUAAUUUGCUUGGUCCAGUUUGAUUCUAGGCGCUUAAAUUUUCUCCUUUUAGUAUUUCUUACUUACUUUGCUCCUUAGGACCACCAUACUUUCUGUGUGAAAGUUCAGUUCUGUGAGCUAUCAAUUGGAUGGCAAUGUACAGGAUCCUAUGUUUUGUUCGCACCUGCAAUACUAUUCAUUCAUAGCAGUUCAAUUCCGCUCUGUCAGAAAUAACAGUCCAGCCUCCUAUCCUUGAAGGCCUUCAAAAUCCCCACACAUUUCCAAACCCUUCGACCCCACAGUCGAGAGAGCUGAAGAAGAGGAGAGUGUCGGUGUGCAAUCCAAGUAUCAGGUGGAGGUGGUCUUACCAGCCUGGCGGACUUACCUAGCGUUGAGUAGGCUUCUCCCGCAGGCACGUUUUAUAAAAAGAAAAAAAACGCAUUUUACAUGUUCAGGAAUGAUGCUGUUCAAUCUUCAGCUUGUCCCUGUAUAAGUCCUGGCUCAGAUUCUUAUUAGAAAAUCACAGCCUUAUUAGGUUUAUUGUUUAUAUUCAAUUGUGAUUGAUUGGGGGGCUUUGCUCAUUGUCAUUGACUUAAUAAAAAAUGUAAUGUAAUGAAUUCUAUAUCUUAGAGAGCCUAAUUUGUAUGAAUGGUUUGUAUUGUACAUAGUUUAUCCCGAAUUGAGCUGUGUCUGUAUAUGCACCCAUAAAGCUGUCUCCCACUUCCCACAAUCUCUCUCUCUCUCUCUCUCUCUCUCUCUCUCUCUCUCUCUCUCUCUCUCUCUCUCUCUCGCUCUCUCUCGUGAAUCCAUGAAAACAGCAACCAUGUACAUAUGCUGUAGAACUGUCAAAAUAUAUUAUAAGUAUUCAUCAAAUGUAUGACUUAAACUUUUAUUUCUGGGGGAAGGUGGGGAUGGAGGUGUACAUAUGAAUAAAAAAUACUGUAAGUUUUAUCAG